GCACAAUCUGCGUAGAUCGUCACAGCGCAAUCGCUUUAUUAAUAUUAAUAUCACGGUGCGCUGACGUAAUCCGUAAUCUGUUCGUGUUUAGGUUGGUACAGCAUGAAAAACAUCUACACGUUGCUUGAAUAGAGUACAACAGUGUAUAUUCGGAAAGGCGUUUAUUUUGCGCAGAUCUCAGACCCAAAUGGAUCCGUGGGCGACGCGGAUCUCGGGAAACUGCCCCGGAUACAAGCCGAGUCCGCAGGCGCUUCUCUGCUGUCCGGGCAGCAGCAUUGGAAUGAUGCUGUCAAAAAAAUUAUGUGCCAAAAAUGGCAAGAAAAUCAAGAAUCGGGCCAACAGAAACACGAAACCCAACAAAAUCUCUCCGUACUUACCCCCAGAGGCUGAAGAGGGCAACGUGGAGUACAAGCUGAAGUUGGUGAACCCGACCCAGUACCGCUUUGAGCACCUGGUGACGCAGAUGAAAUGGAGACUGCAGGAAGGCCGUGGCGAGGCUGUCUACCAGAUCGGCGUGGAGGACAAUGGAAUGCUGGUGGGCCUGUCCGACGAGGACCUGAAGGCCUCGCUCAAGACACUGCGCAGGAUGGCUGAGAAGGUCGGUGCUGAUAUCACCGUUCUGAGAGAGAGAGAGGUGGACUAUGGUUAUGACGUCUCCAAAAAAAUUGCUGAAGUUCUGGUGAGGAGAGUACCAGACAACCAGCAGUUCCUGGACUUGCGAGUGGCAGUUCUGGGUAAUGUGGAUGCUGGGAAGUCUACAUUGUUGGGUGUGCUGACCCAAGGAGAGCUGGACAAUGGCAGGGGACGUGCACGCCUCAACCUCUUCCGGCAUCUCCACGAGAUCCAGACUGGCAGGACGUCCAGCAUCAGCUUCGAAAUACUGGGAUUCAACAGCAAGGGAGAGGUGGUAAAUUACAGUGGCUCUCGCACAGCAGAGGAGAUAUGUGAGAGUUCCUCGAAAAUGAUCACCUUCAUUGACCUGGCUGGACACCACAAAUACCUGAAGACCACCAUCUUCGGUCUCACAAGCUACUGCCCAGACUUUGCUAUGGUGGUGGUUGGCGCAAACACAGGCAUUGCGGGCACGACUCGGGAGCACCUGGGCCUGGCCAUGGCGCUGAAGGUGCCCAUCUUUAUCGUGGUGAGCAAGGUGGACCUGUGCGCCCGAGGCACGGUGGAGCGUACAGUGAGGCAGCUGGAGCGCUUCCUCAAGCUGCCCGGCUGCAACAAGGUGCCCGUGGUGGUGUCCAGCACGGACGACGCCGUCACCGCCGCUCAGAAGUUCGCACAGUCGCCCAGCAUCACGCCCAUCUUCACCGUGUCGAGUGUGUCGGGGCACAGCUUGGACCUGCUCAAGGUCUUCUUCAACAUCCUGCCCCCCCUGAGCAACAGCAAGGAACAGGAGGAGCUCAUGCAGCAGCUCACAGAGUUCCAGGUGGAUGAGAUUUACACGGUUCCUGAAGUGGGGACAGUGAUAGGAGGCACCCUCUACAGCGGGAUCUGCCGGGAGGGCGAGCGCCUGGUGGUGGGUCCCACGGACCAGGGCGAAUUUCUGGACCUGACGGUAUACAGCAUCCAGAGGAACCGGUCAGCGUGCAGAGUCCUGCGGGCUGGCCAGGCUGCCACUCUGGCUCUGGGAAGUUUCGACCGCUCGCUGCUUCGAAAGGGCAUGGUGAUGGUGAGCCCGGAGAUGGAGCCCACUAUCUGCUGGCUGUUCGAGGCCGAGAUCGUCCUUCUUUUCCACGCUAAGACCUUUCGCAAAGGCUUCCAGGUCACGGUGCACGUGGGGAACGUGAGACAGACGGCCGUGGUGGAAGCCCUUAAGGGCAAGCAGGUAGAGCUGCGCACUGGGGAAAAGGCGGUGGUUCGCUUCCGGUUCAUCAAACACCCGGAGUAUCUAAAGGUGGGGGCCAAGCUGCUCUUCCGGGAGGGUGUGACCAAGGGCAUCGGGCACGUCACGUACCUGCAGUCCGUCUCUCCCAGCCAGCUCCGAUUAUAGACCCAGCAGAGCCGGUUAACAGUCUGAGUAUUAGAUAAUGUUUUAUCCUUCAGUACCAGCCCCGUGCAGCAGAGGGCAGCUGUGUGCUCAUUCCCAUUAUCUUUGACUUUAUUACUAGAGCUACAGCUUUAGUGUAGAAACCCAGCUUAGCUGACCUCAUCCCAUUAGGCAAAAUAAGCUGCUAUAUGUACUCAUGGAGGAUUAGGGUUUAAUGUGGUCUGGUGCCUCCUGUCCUUAUUUUAAAAAGGAGUGUUCUUCAUAAUGGGAGUGCAUCUUGUGACAUCUUUAUCAAUCAAUGACUGUAAGGUGUUUUUGAAUUAUUUCUGAGAGUAUAGUUGAACCGUGAAACCUUUCAGUGAAGUAAAUUUUUUCCUUGGUAAAAAACUGCUUGAAAUGUCCAUGAAAUAAGCAUUAGAAUCGCCUAGCUGACUUAUUCUGGACUUAUCGACUGUGCGAAAUUUUCUUUUUUUAUUCCUCUGUUUUUGUUAUAAACAUUUUUGUUUCACCGGGGUAGUGUAAUGCUUUAGUGGGUGGUGCUGUGAACACUUCUCCUCUACACAGCUGUGGGUUUGACUCCUGCACUUGGCUAUGAUUUCACACGCUGCGUGCUUGUGUGCAGGUCGGCCCCCAAAGACAGGUAAAUUGGUGCACCUGUGAGGGACUGGCCUGCACUUCAGUGUUUAGCCACCUGUGCUUGAACCACCUUCGUAUUUCAUAUACGAUGUUGUAGUGGUCACCAGUUUCCAGUGCUUCGGGUUUGUUGACACAGUCUUCUUCUGUCGUGAGAUCUUCCAGGAAUUUUGGUGGCCGUUUAUGUCCAUAUAAUCGGUCUGCAUCACCGUAUCUAGCAAAACAGAAAAGUUCUUGUUUGAAGAAAAAAAAUCUAAAUAGUGCUACUAGUGCCUAUUAUAUUUUAUGGCUUGGACUUCAUUGUUUUGCCUUGGGGUACUGGUGUAGCCUUGACCAGUGUUUCCCAACUGGGUACUUGGUGGCCCCCAGAUUAUCCAUGUUUUUGCUCCCACAAAGCUCCCAGUAGGGAACAAAAACACGGACCAUCUGGGGGUCUGCAAAGACUAGGUUGGGAAACACAGGCUAGACAUAUAAACACAGUUCUUUAUGUGAGCUUCUGAUUGACUCAGUGUGGGGCUUGCUGUGGUUUUUCCUUCUCUGGUUCAUGGUCAGACGCGUAACAGCCCGUUGUGGAUGGGUGCAGAUACUAAGUGUUCCUUGUUGUAUCUCAUACGGUGAUCCUGCUCAUCUGAACAUGGUGGUUUGUAGCCUGAGACCUCGCUCAUGCAUAAUUCCUUCAUACAUUUAACAGAUGUGAUGUGGACAAGCAUGCCAAACCAGUACAAAUGCUGUAUGGUGCAACUGCAGAAUAUACUUUUAAUUUCAAGGAGGAGGAAAUACACUUUAAUAUUAUAUAAAUUCUAACUAUAUGUAUAAAAUGUGGCUAUAGAGAUGUUUGAUUUGUAUGUUGUCCGAGAGGCUAAUAAAGACUGACUAUUAUCCUGUACAGGAUAAGCAUUUGGAUGAUGAAAGAUUGUAUGAAAUCUGUAUUUGGAAUAAAUGAAGAGUCUGCUUAAACCA
This is a messenger RNA of Brienomyrus brachyistius, 3589 nucleotides long. RefSeq names its product GTP-binding protein 2-like. The record is from RefSeq and is a predicted model, not a curated record. NCBI's taxonomy places the organism in Eukaryota, Metazoa, Chordata, Actinopteri, Osteoglossiformes, Mormyridae. Gene Ontology annotation, molecular function: translation elongation factor activity; GTPase activity; GTP binding. The transcript has 12 exons. The coding region runs from base 188 to 1999 and encodes 603 amino acids. Gene Ontology annotation, biological process: translational elongation.